Messenger RNA from Corylus avellana, 1627 nucleotides. Its product is annotated as F-box family protein. Gene Ontology annotation, molecular function: protein binding. NCBI's taxonomy places the organism in Eukaryota, Viridiplantae, Streptophyta, Magnoliopsida, Fagales, Betulaceae. The record is from RefSeq and is a predicted model, not a curated record.
GGCAACAGGCGGCCAUAAGAAGAAGAACAGGUGUCAAACAAGUAUUAAGCAUGAGAAAUCACGACCCCACAUUUCCGAAAACCCCAAGCAAUAGCCCAAGGCCAAGGGCCAAGGCCAAGCCAACCAUCAGCUCCUCUCCCCUUCACCACCACUACCAAAUCGAUCUGAUCCUCGGAAAAAUGGACGCGUGCCAUAUCGACCGGCUCCCGCAGGACACUCUCCAUCAGAUCUUCUCGAGUCUCCCGCUCCGCCAGAUCGUGAUCUGCCGCUCGGUCUGCAAGCACUUCCACCAGAUUCUGACCUCACCGCACUUCAAAGAACUCAUUGCCGCCCAACCACCUUCCACCCUCCUCGCUCUCCGCCCACCUCACCACCACCACCACCACCACCACCAUCGCCACGCUUCCUCCCCUCCCUCCCUCCACGUGUUCGAUCCGGACCAGGAUCAAUGGCUCAGAUUCACCCUCGAUUUCCUCCCCUUCCGGUCCCCACACCCUGUCGCCUCCGCGCGCGGGCUCGUCUACCUCUGGGCCGACUCGCCCCACUCGUCCGAGUCGAGCAAAUCCCUCGUGGUUUGCAACCCCUUGACUCUGCAAUUCAAAGUCCUCCCCCAGCUCGGAUCCGCCUGGUCGCGCCACGGCUCGGUCCUCGUCGACUCGGCCAACCGAGUCAUGGUGCUUUCGGAGCUCGCGGCCCUGUACUUCUCCGGCUCAAACCAGUGGCUCAAGUUCUCAUCCAACCUGCCCUCGAAGCCGCGAAGCCCAAUCCUGGUGUCGGACUCUGUGUACGCGCUGUGUGACAUGGGUUCGCCGUGGCGGAACCAGUGGAAGCUGUUCUCUUGCUCGAUCAAGAGGCUGAGGAGCUCCCAGACGUGGACUCGCCUGGAGCGGCACGAGUGGGGGGACGUGUUCGACAUACUGAAACGGCCGCGUUUGGUGCGAGGCAACGGGAACCGACUGCUAAUGAUCGGAGGGUUAAAGUCGUCGUUUUCGUUGAACGCGUCGUGCUCGACGAUCCUGAUCCUGAGGCUGGACCUGGACACGUUGGAGUGGGACGAGGCGGGUCGGAUGCCCCUGGACAUGUUCAGGUGCUUCCAGGAGUCGAGCAAGUUCAAGGUGUUUGGUGGUGGCGAUAGGGUCUGCUUCUCGGCCAAGAGGGUUGGGAAGCUGGCCGUCUGGGACCGCUGCAAGGGCAAAGGGGAGUGGCGUUGGGUAGAUGGGGUGCCCGGGAGCGGCGUCGGCGACGGCCUCUGCCGUGGAUUCGUGUUCGAGGCCAGGCUCACGGCGUUGCCCUGAUGGCAAUGCCAAUUAAAGGUCUCCUAUGAGGAAUGUGACAGGGGAUCGGGAGAUUUCAUUUCUUGGGGAGAGUGUGUUGUGUGACUUUUAGGAUGACUCUAUGGAUUGGUGGAUUUGAAGGGUGAAGCCUUAAAUGCCUUUCUUUUUUGCUUGAUUGUGAUGCUUUCCUCAAGUGUGAUGCAAAAUCAGCACAUUUUCGAUUCCUUAAGUUGUCUACGUGCAGUAUAGUACUCUUCAUUUUGCCCUUGUAAACCACAAGUUAGUGCCAUAUUUGGCAACAGUUAUGCAGCGCAUUUUAGCAAGAAGGAAAUGAAAGAACAAUUUCUCAGCAA